GUUGCAGCGUUGCAUGAACUCAAUUUAGCCGCGUGCGAAACAGAAAGUUUACACAAGUUCAAGCGAAAAGCCUUACGGAAAUACACUUACUUAGGAAACGGGCAACAAACAAGCAACAACAACCAACAAGCAGAAACAACGGCAACAACUUGAACUCGAAAAUAACCCAAAACGCAGUCGAAAUUGUUAAUUGAACUUUUAUUUAUUAACUUUUGGCAAAUCGGUGUCAAGCGCGGCCUAGAAAAAGAAAUAAAACGCAAACACAGGCGACCAAAAAACGCCCCAAACAAAUUCCAGGCACGUUGCAGACGUUAUUACGCAAACGGCGCUAUAAAACACACACCAGCAACUGCUGCUGCAACUACAACUACAACUAAAGCAACUAGCAACAGCAACAGCAACAGCAACAGCAACAGCAACAGCAACUAGCAACAUUGCCAACAGCAACAGCUGACGUUCGAUGAGCGUUUCAGUUUGGAUUACAGGCUAACCAGAUGCACAUCUUGGCCAAUCGGGUCUAUCCCAUGUAAGGUGCAGCUCCCGCAGCGAGCUUUUUCCCACUGAACUUGAAAGUGAAAGUGAACGAGAGAGAGAGAGAGUGAGAUAGCUAGAGAGAAAGAGAGCAGAGAAAUUGGGAAGAAAUUGCACUUGGCUUGGUCAGAAACAAAAGAGAGCAGAGCCAAAAAAAAGGGGAAAGAUAGCUUUUCGCUUUUGCUGGAGUGGCCAAAAACAUCUCAGAGCAUCAGCCAAGGUCGUUCGUUGGAGCCAUGAGCAGUCCCAUGGAUCAGGCGGAGCAGGUGUACGAGGUGAAGGCGCCACAUGCCGGCGCAGAGGGUCACACAUUCCUCGUGAGUCCCGUGGAUCCCACUCCGAUCCUAGCACCCAUUCUCACCGCUGUGCCCGUGAUGAAAGCGCCGGAAUCACCAGCUCCCAUCAUGGAGAAGACCCACGAGGUGGAGGAGCUGGAUGAUGAGCAGCCCAGCUGCAGUUCCCAGGCGGUGGUGCCACUGUCCUCAUCGCUACCCUGCAAGCUGCUCCGCAUGCAUGCCAGGCGCUCUGCCCAGGCCCUGCUCCACCAGAUGGAAUCGAUGGACUCGCAGCUGGGCAGCAGCAAUGGCAGCACCUCGGAGGAUACUUCACCCUCGGCUCCCCCCAUGUCGCCCACCGAUCAGCAACUGGUGGACGUGGGCAUGGGCUCCUCCAUUGGGGACUCGGACGAAUCUUCGGAGGAGGGCGAUGAGCUGAAGCCACUGGCCGUGGACAAUCACAUCAUAAACGAGGUGGACUUAACCGAGCGCCAGUCUACGCCACCGGCCGUCUUGAGUGAGGCCAAUUUGGAGAAGUUCCGCAAGCACCAGAUGGAUAACAUCUAUCUGCAUCCCAACUUCACCCUGGACGCUUCUCCGCCUCCCGCGGUCGCACCGGCCAACUCACCUGUGCUGGAGGCCAAGAGAACCCAUCGCUCGUUCCUCACCAUGAAGAAGGAGAAGGAGGUGGAGCAGCCACAGGAGAAGGAGCAGGAAGUGCAGAUGCACCAGGAGCCGGAUACCGAACACCAAGGACCCAAUGAGAUAGAUACUCUCGAUCCCUCACUCAUUCCCAGCGAGGAACUGGCGGCCGAAAUCACCGAAGCCGUGGAGUUCUACUUCUCCAACGAGAGCAUCCUGAAGGAUGCAUUCCUGCUGAAGCAUGUGCGUCGCAACAAGGAGGGUUUCGUGAGCCUCAAAUUGGUGUCCAGCUUCAAGAGGGUGCGCCAGUUGACCAGGGAGUGGAAGGUGGUUGGAGAUGCAGUGCGUCGCAAGUCGCGCAAAAUCGAGCUGAAUGAUGUGGGCACCAAGGUGCGCAGAAUCGAGCCGCUGCCCAGCUUCGAUGAAACCAUGCCCUCUCGCACGAUUGUGGCCUGUGAUCUGCCACUGGACAAGUUAACCAUCGAAAAGGUAUCGGAUCUGUUCUCACCCUGCGGCGAGAUUGCCCUCAUACGCAUCCUCAAGCCGGGCAUGGCCAUUCCCGUGGAUGUGCGCCAGUUCAUGAACAAGUAUCCGGAACUGCAGCAAAAGGAGUGCGCUCUCGUCGAGUACCUGGAGUCCUCCUCCGCCAGGGAUGCCCGUCAUCUGAGCGGUCCCUUCCAGGUCUACGAGAUGGUGGCGCCCAAGAAGAAAACUGGCAAGAAGGCAGCCGUCAUCCAGAUCGCCGCUCCGGUGGCCCGCAUGGUGGAGAACUAUCGCUACUACAACGAUGCCAACUACGAGAGGAGUCGCGGUGGCAGCUUCUCUGGCCACGAAACAGUUCCCGAUCUGCGCUUCAAACUCAAGCGCAACAACUCGGACUUCCAGCCCAGCUACUACCAACAGACGGGGCCCAGCUACCAUGCCAAUCCGUAUCAGCAUUAUCAGCCCCGUGGUAGCAUCGGCAGCCAGAACCAGGAGAUGGGUCCCAACGGUUUUUUCGGCUAUGGUCCCAGGCGAUACAGCAACACAUCGACGAUUUCGGCCAACACAGCGGCCGCCUUGGGCGAUGUUUCGCCUAUAUCUUCUGCUGCCAAUUCAGGCGCUAAUCCGAUGGUGUCUGGUAUGAGCAAUCUGCAGCGCCGCCUGUCCAACUGCUCCGAGCAGAACUACACACCCGAAGCCAAUCCAUCGAUGUCGCGAAGGGCCAGCAAUUGCUCGGAAACGGGCGGAGUUCCCCAGCGACGUGACUCGAACUGCUCGGAGAGCUGUCCCUGCUCCAGAAGGGUCUCGGACUUUGGUCAGACCACGGAGACCAGCUACCGAAAGACCUCGGUGUGCUCCAAUGGCAGUUGCCCGGGCAACAAUCAGAACCAGGAGCGUCGCUUCUCGAACGGAUCCAUGCAGUUCGAGCGAACCUUCUCGAAUGCCAGCGAGAGCAGUGGCUUCUAUCGUCGUCCUUCGAACGAUUUCAACAUCGAGCGUGAGUCCAUCCAAACCGAUCAGCUGGUGGGUGGAGGAGGAGGUGGCUACCAGGUGUGGCCACGUCGUUAUUCCAACAACUUCCAGCAGCUGAGCAGCAAGCUGGCGGCAUAUGACAAUGCCCAGUAUAUUGGUGGCAGACGCAUAUCCACGGAUUCGGGUUACGAUCGUCGCUGCUCCUUCGGAUCGGAAGGCUUUGAUGGAUCACCACGAUCUCGCACCGGCAGUUUCCUGAGCAACUAUAAGCACGGCGGUGGCGGUGGCGAUGGCUACGAUGGCCAACCGAGAUCACGAACCGGCAGCUUCCUGGACGGAUCGCCACGGUCGCGUUCCGGAUCGUUUGCCCAGCGCGCUGCCGAGAGCCUGGUACGCACUCCCAUGGGUCCAGAUGGUAGCAAGGGAUUCGGCCAGAGGGCCAGGAAAUUCGGACAGGCCAUAUCGCCCGUGAACUAAUAUGGGGGGGCAUAUUGUUGAUUAAUUUUAGUGGGAGGAUGGAAGGAACUCUGUUAUAGAACUCCGUUUUUAGAACGGCUAAUCGUAUGUGAAAUUAAUGGCUGUACACUGUGAUGCUGUUCAACUUGUUAAACGUCCCACACAUACACCAUUAUACACCCCCCCAACACUCCCAACACCCCCGAACACCGUAGCCCAACCUAGGUUAGGAACAGAUACCUAUAGUUAACGAAUUUUUAUCACCGAACUUUCCGAGGGGUUUCGUUGGAUCACGAGGAACUCUGCCAGCCCUUGAUAUUAUUUUUUUACACCUUUCUUAUAUAUGAAACAUAACAUAACAAUCACUGCCAAUAGCUUAAGGAAUGCAACACAGAGAUAUAAUUGGUUUGGUAGACACUUAGGAUUAUACGUAACAUAAUCAAUACAUAUGAUUGACCAUUAACCAGUUGAUAGAAUGUAGCUAGUAUAUAAGCUUGUGUUUGAGAAACUAUAGAAUAGAAUACGGGCCCAACUAUACUCACCUGACUUCUAUACGAGUAUAUGCCUAGAAAUAUCCUCACGAGUUCACAAAAUAUUCCUGGCGACUUGUAUGCAGAUUAUAGUAUUCUUUUAUAGCCUAUAAACAUUUUUAUUUAGCUUGCAACUAGGUUAGAUAUAGGAUUGUCACACACCCAUAACUCAAACGGCUGCCAUAAAAAUCAGUUAUAGAAUUGCGGCCAUACUAAACCAGAUGUGAGUAAUACGGAUGUAAUUCGGAUUGGAACGAAGAAAAAUUUAAUUAGAUUCUCAGGUCAUUAGGUUUAACAUUCGAGGGGCAGGCAAAGGUGAUUUCCACAUUUUCCACCCAAACCACUCGCAAUUUUCGCACCCUUUUGCUUUUUCUUUUAUUUGUUUUUAUUUCCACACUUUUAUUAGUAAUAAUUAAUAAUUGCAUAUUUAGAUGUAGGAAACUUGGUUGUCCUCCGCCGAAUGAAAGAAAAACGGAGGAAACAGCAAAACGGAUUAUUACAGGAGAGAAUAAAAAUAUUUUUCAUUUUUAGCUUUUAAUUUCGAUUUCUUACAGAUGCAUUGGUCUGUAGAUGCAAUAAAUUAUAUUAUGCGUGUUAACCACAA
Molecule: messenger RNA, 4493 nt
Organism: Drosophila santomea
Lineage: Eukaryota; Metazoa; Arthropoda; Insecta; Diptera; Drosophilidae
Gene: Achl
Exons: 1
Coding region: 768-3380 (870 amino acids)
Cellular component (GO): nucleus
Molecular function (GO): mRNA binding
Source: RefSeq, a predicted model, not a curated record